AUGCCUAACUUGCUGCAGUCAUUGGAUACUAAUGCCCUUCGUCGACUAGCGGCCACACUAGCUCUACCCAGUGCUGGUACCAAGGCAUCCCUCCUGAAGUCUAUUCGGACGGAGUUCAGUGGUCGUCAGCGGACCCUCCACCGAUCGGUCCUUGACAUGUCUAUGGUUCUGAAGGCCCUCAGGGAGUCUGCCUAUGUCCGACUCACAGUAGUGACAGUAAGGCUCUUAGCUGUCAUCACCGCCCUAUUGGAAGUAUUAGGUGGAGAUAUGCAGGGCCCAUCGAGUGCUACCUUCCAAUUGGCCACCAUGCCCAAGGCUCUCGUCCUGGCCCAGGCAGGUAAAUUACGAUGCGCCUUUCCGGGGGCCUCCCUAUCUACGAUGCCGUGGUUGCUCGAUCGUGAGGAGUAUGAGCUCAUUCAAGUAGGGGUAUACGGUGCUUAUCUGUGGCAGCUCGGGGCCCAGGGUGCUCCCAAAUUAGCAGACCUCGGACGGCUUGUUAUGCAGUACAUAGACGCCCGCCUUGAUGAUGUGAAGCAACGUUUGGAUCGGCUAGAGAGGUGGCAAGCUAGCUUGACGUGCUGGUGGCAGCUGGUUAGUGUUGUAUGGCAUAGUGUAUGGGCCUUGGAGAGAGGUAAGGAGUGGGAGCAAGCAGUUAUAACUCUACAGUGGCUUAUUCGUAUCCUACCUUCACAGCUACAGAGUCCUAGCAGGAAGGCUAAGUACCUGCAUAGGCUACGUAUUGAUUUGAGUCAUCUUG
This is a messenger RNA of Perkinsus marinus ATCC 50983, 757 nucleotides long. RefSeq lists its product as hypothetical. The annotation marks the transcript as partial. NCBI's taxonomy places the organism in Eukaryota, Perkinsozoa, Perkinsida, Perkinsidae. The record is from RefSeq and is a predicted model, not a curated record. The transcript has a single exon.